Molecule: messenger RNA, 648 nt
Organism: Echinococcus granulosus
Lineage: Eukaryota; Metazoa; Platyhelminthes; Cestoda; Cyclophyllidea; Taeniidae
Exons: 3
Coding region: 1-648 (215 amino acids)
Source: RefSeq, a predicted model, not a curated record
AUGCAAUGGGUGCGUCACUUGCUGACACUGGCCAGUAAAAGGGGCUUCAGCUUGACCAAUCAGGUCUACUUCGGUGAGAUCGUAGUGUACUCCCAUUCCACCAGCCUACUAGCCAUUCUUGACCUCUCUCCGGAUAACGUGAUCACCUGUCCGAAGUUGAAGAGCCUGCUGCUUAAGACCAAAGCCACUGAGACGCAAUACGCACAGGAGGCGGCUCUUCAAAGGGCAACCGACCCUCUACGUGGCACCACACAGGGCACUGCUCGGUCCCCCCUGCUAUCCUUCGUCCGCAACCGCGUUCGCUAUCGCCGCUCGGAGAGUUCUGUGUGGGGUGGUGCUGGCAGUGGGAGUUUAAUCACCUCCACUCCAUCUUUGUUGCAAACUCGGCGCACAAUGGCGCGUAGCGUGAGUGGCGGGAGGAGCAGCAGUAGGAGCGGCGAUAGAAGCGGUGGUAGGAGCAGCGAGAUGAGUAGCACGGGGCACCUGCGGCCCCGAAAGGACUCGAAUCUGCUUGCGUCGAGACCCUUGCGCAAGCGAAGCAUCAGCGCUUCCCACAUGGUACCGAGAAAGUCUUCUGUCAGUAGCAAUGUUUCUAUGCGUUCGGAAAGUGAUGCGCUCGACAGGAAAGGGAAUGAAAGUGAAUUUUAG